This is a messenger RNA of Alligator sinensis (Chinese alligator), 1080 nucleotides long. RefSeq names its product olfactory receptor 13G1-like. The record is from RefSeq and is a predicted model, not a curated record. Gene Ontology annotation, molecular function: G protein-coupled receptor activity; olfactory receptor activity. Gene Ontology annotation, biological process: G protein-coupled receptor signaling pathway. Gene Ontology annotation, cellular component: membrane. Lineage: Eukaryota; Metazoa; Chordata; Crocodylia; Alligatoridae. The transcript is spliced from 3 exons.
UUGCUUCCUUCUGAUAGCACCUCAGCAGCAGCUGAAAGCUGCCAGUUCCCCUACCUGCGGGUCUUGAGUCAAGGGUUGACUAAUAUAUUCGAGUUUGUCUUGUGAAUGAAGUUCACUUAAGAAAUGCCCAAGUAAAUGGCAACCAAGAACCACACAAGGGUGCCUGAGUUCAUCAGGGAGGGGCUCUUUGAACAUCCCCACCUCCAAGGUCUGUUCUUUGGGAUCAUCCUGUGCCUCUUUAUGGCUUCGAUUAUAGGCAACUCUUUGAUCAUCCUGGCAAUUGUCCUCCACCUGCCUCUGCACAAACCCAUGUACUUUUUCAUUGCUAACUUGGCUUUAAUUGACAUUGUCUGCACCUCCUCCGUUCUGCCCAAAAUGAUGCAGAACCUGAUACUGGGAAAGAAAACCAUCUCCUUGAAUGGCUGCAUGGCUCAGCUCUUUACCUUCACCUCCUCAGCAGCAACAGAGCUUGUUCUCUUCACUGCAAUGGCUUUUGACAGGUACCUGGCCAUCUGUCAUCCCUUACACUCCGCAAGCAUCAUGACCAAGAGAGUCUGCAUCACAUUAGCAGCCUCAGACAUUGUCUGGGCAGUUGGAGCAAUCAGUUCCUUGGUGCACACCUUGCUCAUGCUUUGACUAAAUUUUUGUGGGCCUAACUUCAUCCAGCACUUCUUCUGUGAAAUCCCACCUCUGUUGGCAUUGUCCUGCAACUCAACCUACCUCAAUGAAGUCAUGGUCUUCAUUGCUGAUGUCUUCCUAGCCAUGGGGAACUUCCUACUGACCAGUAUGUCCUAUGCCUUCAUCAGCAGCAGCAUUCUGGAAAUUCAGAGCUCUGAAGGGAAGCAAAGGGCCUUCUCUACAUGUUACUCACACCUUGUUGUGGUUGCCCUAUACUACUCUGCCAUUAUCUAUACUUACAUUCGGCCGACCUCCAGCUACUUGCUGAAUAAGGACAAGCUGGUGGCCGUUCUGUACACACUUGUGACUCCUGCACUGAAUCCUCUGAUCUACAGUCUGAACAACAAAGAAGUCAAAGUGGCCUUUAGGAAAAUUCUUCCACUUAAGAGAGAGUCAGCUUGA